Molecule: messenger RNA, 954 nt
Organism: Eruca vesicaria subsp. sativa (arugula)
Lineage: Eukaryota; Viridiplantae; Streptophyta; Magnoliopsida; Brassicales; Brassicaceae
Source: the annotation of a GenBank genome assembly
AUGGCUCCCGACGUCACAAACAAGAUCCUCGGGAAGGUGAUUGAGAACUGCAAGAAGCACGUGGAUGCCACUGGUUCCAAGACAGAGGUCGUAGAUGGUGGCACUAAAUCUGUAGACUUUUUUGGUGAUGUUUAUGGCAUUAAGACCACCUACAACGAUGAAAUUCAGGCUGUGUUAUGGCAUGUGCGAGGAGAGGCGGCUAAAAGAGGAAGCAUGCGUGUCAAGAUGGAGAAAACAGCUCGCUUGAAAGCAGAAAUAAAGGAAAGAACACUUCAAAAGUUUCUGCUUUCUCAGAAAGAUGUUGUUUACACCGAGCCUCUAGAGAUUCAAGAUGGAAGACCAGUGACAGUUUUCUACAAUCCUUCAAACACGGUUCUAAAUGGAAAGCCUGAGGUUUGGUUUAGAGGCUCUUUUAAUCGUUGGACUCAUUGCUUGGGUCCUUUGCCACCUCAGAAAAUGGAAGCAGCAGAUGAUGGAAGCUCACACGUGAAGACUUCCGUCGUGGGAGGUAUUGCCAAGGAACCACCAUUAGACAUUGUUCAUAUUGUUGUUGAAGUGGCACCCAUUGCAAAGGUUGGAGGCCUAGGUGAUGUUAUGAGCAUCAAGGCUAUUGGAAUGGCCAUUAAGUUAACUAUGGAGGGAGUCAGCCAGAUCAGGUACCCACAGACUUGGUUUUUUCUCAUCGUUGUUGUCUCCUGUGUCGUUACUCAAUUGAUUUAUCUCAACAAGGAUUGGUCUGGGCAAGAUGCAGCUAGCGUAGCCUCUGAGAUAUGUGGAUUCAUCACUGUGCUCACAGGCACAAUGAUACUUCAUGGGACCAAGGAAGAGGAACAAAAAGCUUCUUCAUGCAAUGCUGAUUUGAUAUUUGGGUCUUCAGAAUCAGUAAGAUGGUAUGAGUCAAGAAAGAGCACGAACGAAGAACACCUGAUAAGCUUGUACUGCCCUGAAUACUAG